UUGUUUAGUAAUUACCACAUAUGUUUGUUAAUACGUACAUUGUAAAAUGAAACUAGCUUUGCGUAUAUAAUCGGUAGCACCUGUUUUGGCUUAACUAUUUGCAAUAUACAUAUAUAUUUUAGUCAUGAAACUACACCAUAAUAAUUAAGCUCCUUUCACAAAUAGCCUUGCGAAAUCUGAGAUUUUCUCUUAAACAUGAGAAAGUUAACAACACUGCUACUUAAGGUGUAAGCGGAUACUAAUGAUGAGUGACACAUAAACGAUUAAAGACUUUUAACUCGCGAGUGUUUAACAUAUGCUCAUUAUAAUUUUACAUCUUAAUGUGAUUACAUUAAAGGAAUUUAAUGAUUUCAAAAAGUAAAGUAUGUAAAACAAAUGCAGUUCAUAAAAAAUAAUAAACAUUUACUCGAAACUACUGCUGAGAUUUUAUUAAAUUAUUCAGCACUAUACGAUAUUUUUUUAAUAUCUGCAUAUAAUUGAUGAUAACAUGUUGCAUUUAAUGAAUACAAAUUUCGUAGAAGUCCUGUGUUGAUAUUAUAUUAUAUUAUAUAUUUCGAAACAAUGGACAACCUUUCUGAUUCAUUUAAAGGGGAUGUAGAUUCCUUUACGUCAACAGAUUCUUUGCAAUUAAUAACAGAUGAAUUUCGCAUUAGACAUUUGUCGACACCUGAUGUAUCUAACACAGAAUUGUCAAAACGUGUUGCAUUAUUGGAAUUAGAAAAUGAACGACUUAGAGUAGAUUUGGAAAAUCUACGUAUUGAACUUAGUGCUAGAAUUGCAGCAAAUGAAGGACUUAAAGGAAAAAUUAUAGAGUUAUAUGUAGAAAUGCAAUCAGUACUCCAAGAGAAGCAAAAAGUACAAAAUACUUUAACUGACACAUAUAAUCGUUUAGAAGCAGCUGAAGUAUCAGCAAAGUGGUAUCAAUCACAAGUGCAUGGAUUGCAAGCAAGUAAAAAAACUUUGCAAUUAGAGAUCGACACUUACCAAGGAAUAUUGCAACAAAGACAACAAACUAUAGUAAAUAUAAAUGCAAGGUAUAAACAAUUAGAUGUGGAUUAUACUGAACUUCUUCAAAAAUAUCAAAAAGAGAAACAAGGUUUAGAAAAUGAAGUACAGAGCUUAAAAACACAAAAUCAUUCAAACGAUCAAUUAUCAAGUAUUUCACAAAGCAUAGAUAACAAUGCAUCAAGUACUCCUCCAGAUACAUCUACAAAGUUAGAGAUGGCAGAGGAUGAACUACGAGAAACAAAAGCAGAGCUGAAGACUUUAGAAAAACGUCUUUUGGGUAAUGAAGUAUCCAAAAUGUUAAUGGAGAAUGCCUUAACUAAACAACGUUUAUUGAUUACAACAAUGGAAGAAAAUAUACAAAAAUGUGAGACUGAGAAGAAUCAAACUGCUGAUACUUUGCGCAAAACUGAAUUUGAAAUUCAAAAAUUGAAAUCAGAAAAUGAAACAUUGCAAACUACUCUACUUUCUUCCAAACAGGAACAAUGUCAGAUAGAAGAUGCAAUUUUUCAGUUACGGCUGCAAUUAACAAAAAUGAUUGCACAAUAUAAGCUUUUAAAAUCAAAAAAUAUAGAGGCAGAGGAAAAAUUAAAUUCAAUGCAAGAUGUAAUAAAUGAAAAUAAACGCUUAAAAACCUUAUCAUAUGAAGCUAACUCUGCACUCAUCAGAAAACUUCGACAAGAAAAACGUAAAUUUAAAAACUUGGAGAAUAAAAUAUAUGAUGUAGAAAUAAAAGAACGAUUAGAUGACAUGCAAAAUAAAACUGAAGUUUCCUUACGUGAAUGUCUAAAGCAGGUUUUAAUAAGAAAUAAGGAUUUAAAAGACCAAUUGAAGACACAGAGGAAAACUUCAGAUGAAAGUAUUGAUGAGGGGUAUGGUGAUAUUAGCAUAGUUAGUUCCAUUUCUGUAGACAUUCCAUCACCAAGUUCCAUUAAUCCAGUAUUAUUAAAUAAAGCUUCUAGUAUUCUUUUGAGAAGUAAAGACUUUUGUAAACCAGUGCAAACAGAACUUGAUUAUUUACGAUUAAAACUUAACAAACUA
Molecule: messenger RNA, 2046 nt
Organism: Megalopta genalis
Lineage: Eukaryota; Metazoa; Arthropoda; Insecta; Hymenoptera; Halictidae
Source: RefSeq, a predicted model, not a curated record